AUGACCUGCUGUGGUUGUUCAGGAGGCUGUGGCUCCAGCAGUGGGGGCUGUGGCUCUGGCUGUGGAGGCUGUGGCUCCAGCUGUUGCAAGCCUGUGUGCUUUUGUGUUCCUGUCUGUUCCUGCUCCAGCUGUGGAGGCUGUGGCUCCAGCUGUGGUGACUGUGGCAGCUGUGGGGGCUGUGGCUCCAGCUGUGGGGGCUGUGGCUCCAGCUGCUGCAAGCCUGUGUGCUGCUGUGUUCCUGUCUGUUCCUGCUCCAGCUGUGGAGGCUGCAAACCCUGCUGCUGCCAGUCCAGCUGCUGCAAACCCUGCUGCACUUCAGGCUGUGGGUCUUCCUGCUGUCAGUCCAGCUGCUGCAAGCCCUGCUGCUGCCAGUCCAGCUGCUGCAAGCCCUGUUGCUCUUCAGGCUGUGGGUCUUCCUGCUGUCAGUCCAGCUGCUGUAAGCCCUGCUGCUGUCAGUCCAGCUGCUGUAAGCCCUGCUGCUGUCAGUCCAGCUGCUGCAAGCCCUGCUGCUGUCAGUCUAGCUGCUGCAAGCCCUGUUGCUCUUCAGGCUCUGGGUCUUCCUGCUGUCAGUCUAGCUGCUGCAAGCCCUGCUGCUGUCAGUCUAGCUGCUGCAAGCCCUGCUGCUGCUGUGGGUCUUCCUGCUGUCAGUCCAGCUGCUGCAAGCCCUGCUGCUGUCAGUCUAGCUGCUGCAAGCCCUGCUGCUGUCAGUCCAGCUGCUGCAAACCCUGCUGUUCAUCAGGCUGUGGGUCUUCCUGCUGUCAGGACAACUGCUGA
Mus caroli (Ryukyu mouse) is the source of this 774-nucleotide messenger RNA. The record is from RefSeq and is a predicted model, not a curated record. NCBI's taxonomy places the organism in Eukaryota, Metazoa, Chordata, Mammalia, Rodentia, Muridae.